AUUUGAAAAUCCAAAACAAAUAAUACUGACAGGCCAAUUUUCAUUGUUUAGAAAGGUUGCCUUGAAUUUUUAUCAGAAUUAGGAUCUUCUCGAAUUUCCUUUAACAAUGCCAAAUUGGAAUCAAAUACAAUCACAGCUGAGGCAUCCAGCCAAUCCUGUGGUGUUCUUUGAUGUAUCUGUUGGAACAACUGAAAUUGGAAGGAUGCUUUUCGAGCUUUUCGCGGAUGUUGUACCGAAAACCAGUGAAAACUUUCGUCAGUUUUGUACUGGUGAAUUUAGAAGGGAUGGUGUACCGUUAGGGUUCAAAGGUGCUAGUUUUCAUAGAGUUAUCAAAGAUUUUAUGAUCCAAGGAGGUGAUUUCGUUAAUGGAGAUGGUACAGGUGUAAUGAGUAUAUACGGUGGAGGAACCUUUGCUGAUGAAAAUUUCAAUCUGAAACAUGAUACCCCAGGUUUACUCUCAAUGGCAAAUAGUGGAAAAGACACAAAUGGUUGCCAAUUUUUCAUCACAUGUGCAAAGUGUAACUUUUUAGAUGGAAAACAUGUUGUAUUCGGUAGAGUUAUUGAUGGACUUUUGGUCAUGAGAAAAAUUGAAAAUGUUCCAACUGGACCUAACAACAAGCCAAAAAUUCCAGUAACCAUCGUUCAGUGUGGGCAAAUGUGAAGAAUACUUUGUAAUGGGACUCUUGUUUUUAUUUAUUUUUAAAGUGUGAUUCGUGUUUCAUCUUUAUGACAAAAAAAUUAUUAAGUGGAAUUCAAAUAUAAGGUUUAUUAUAAUUGUAAUUUAAAUAGAAAUAAAACCAGAAAUACAUUUUCAAA
This is a messenger RNA of Coccinella septempunctata (seven-spotted ladybird), 816 nucleotides long. Its product is annotated as peptidyl-prolyl cis-trans isomerase H. Bases 107 to 661 code for a protein of 184 amino acids. Gene Ontology annotation, cellular component: intracellular membrane-bounded organelle. The transcript is spliced from 3 exons. The record is from RefSeq and is a predicted model, not a curated record. Gene Ontology annotation, biological process: protein folding; protein peptidyl-prolyl isomerization. Lineage: Eukaryota; Metazoa; Arthropoda; Insecta; Coleoptera; Coccinellidae. Gene Ontology annotation, molecular function: peptidyl-prolyl cis-trans isomerase activity.